Molecule: messenger RNA, 3411 nt
Organism: Microthlaspi erraticum
Lineage: Eukaryota; Viridiplantae; Streptophyta; Magnoliopsida; Brassicales; Brassicaceae
Source: the annotation of a GenBank genome assembly
AUGGCUGAUAGAAGAAUUGGUAAUCGAUCCUUGGGUCGGAGGGGUCGUUCUAAAUUGGAUUCUGGAACUUGUAAUGUCUGUUCUGCUCCUUGUUCAUCUUGCAAGCAUCGUAAUGCGAGCUUCACUGGUUCAAAGUCGGACGAGUCAUCAGAUGAAAACUCCCAUGGUGUAGUGGCGAGUCAGUGUUCUUUCAACGAGGACGAGCUGUUGCGUUCUUCUCGGGUCAAUGCACUUGGCAGUUCACUUAACAGUGCUAGUGAAGCGAGCAAUCUAGACAAUUCCAACAACGAAUCUGACCAUCAAGCCAGAAACAUUCCAGGGGAGGGGAAAGUCAAGGAAACGUCAGGAGCAGAGAAUAACCAAGACAAGAAAAAUAGUUUAGCUGAAAGUUCUAUGCAUUCAGACGAGAGUGGAAUGGUUGGGAAGUCGAGAGAUACUAAACCCUCAAAUAAGGCUGAGGAACCAAACGCAUCCGCUAUGUCUGAGAGCGAGAGCGAGAGUGCUGGUUCUGAAUUGAUGGAACUUGAUGUAAAAGUAUGUGACAUUUGUGGAGAUGCGGGUCGUGAGGAUUUACUUGCUAUCUGCAGUAGAUGCAGUGAUGGUGCUGAACACACCUAUUGCAUGCGGGUAAUGCUUCAAAAACUUCCUGAGGGUGAUUGGCUUUGUGAAGAAUGCCAGUUUGCUGAGGAGGCAGAAAAGCAGAAGCUAGAAGCUGAGGAAAAAAGAGAAACUGAGGUAAAUUUGAAUACACAAAGCUCCAGCAAAAGGCAAACAGAUAAACUUGAGGCAGCUCCAGAUGCUAAAAGACGGGCAGUUGAGGCUCCAACAGGGUCACCCAAGAGACCUGUUCUCCCCAGAUUGUCCGCUUUGUCUCGGGAAACAUCAUUUAAGGGCUUAGAGAAGACAACACGAAAGCUAGCUCAUCACUCAUCUUUCAAUAGCCACUCCAGUGAUGACACAGAAAGCACGCGAUCUACUGACUCACCGCUCCAAUCCCCUAAAGGCUCCUUUGGCAAGUCCUAUUCGUUUAAUUCUUCGAGCUCUAGACCAAAAGUGAGACAAGUGGAUGAUGUUAUGCUUCCACGACAUAAAACUGUGAAGGAAAAUGCUUCCCAUGAUGUAAAGGAGGGUUUUUCUAAAAAUGCAGGCAGAUCCAUUUCAACUAGUUGGAAUGACUCAAAACUAAAAGGUUCAAAGCAACUGAAAGAUUGGAGUACAGAAGCUAACCCUUCAGCAUCCACAGUCGAUCCGAAGCUAAUCUCUCGUGGCAAUUCAUCCAGUUCAUUUGCAAAUGGUGCACGUGAUUUGAAGGGUUUGCAGCCUGACGGUAAACAAGGUAGCUUGUCAAAGCAAGCCAGACAUCUAAGUCGUAAUCGUCAAGAAGAUAUAGUUGCUUCUGUGGGGGAUACAUAUACGAAAGAAAAGUGCAGUUCAAGUGAGCAUACAUCAAGUGAAGCCAAACGUAAGAACGAACUGGCAAAUGUAGAUGGUUUAUCCCGGUCGAGGGAACUCAGAGAGGCGGGGGAGAAAAGCAAAGAUGCUGUUGGUAAUCGCCAAAGAUCUGACCUGUUAUCUGGUUCGAAAGGCCUGCCAUCUCCAAAAGGUCAGAAUGCAGAACCCACUGAGACGUCAUGUGCCUCUGGAAGCAAUGUCUCUUCCACUCGAAAUAUUAGGGAGGACGUUAAUAAGGGCAAUAGGUUGCGAGCAGCGGUUGAUGCUGCUCUACGGAAAAAACCUAGCUUUAGCAAGAACAGAGGAUUGGAGCAAUCUGAUUUACCUUCAGUGUCCAAUGUGGAUUCUAGUUGUGAUAAAGCUUUUCAAAAAGUGCCCACGAAGGUGCCGGUCGUGAGAGAUUGGCCUGUGGGACUGCAAAAUGUACAGACAGACAAGCAGACGAUUGCAGUAAAUGGAAAUCAGUUUGCACUUGCUGGUGCUGAUGCAAUGGCUGCUUCCCAAUCUGUAGAGCCUGAAUCUCAUUUACCUUCUGUAAAACCGGUCAUGAGAGAUUUGCCUGUUGUUGAUCCAUCUAUUCUGUCGACAACCUCAGCCAUCCCAGAACAUGAAUACAUUUGGCAAGGGGACAUGGAGGUGCAGAAAAGCAGAUAUAUGUCAGUAAUGCAUUGUGGAAUCCAAGCAUAUCUAUCAACAUUAGCAUCACCUAAAGUUGCUGAAGUGGUGAAUCAAUUUCCAGUAAAAGUCACCUUGAAUGAAGUACCCAGGCUAAGUACAUGGCCUACACAGUUUCAAGAUGGAGGUGCUAAGGAAGACCAUGUGGCUCUUUUCUUCUUUGCCAAGGACAUCGAGAGUUACGAGAAUAGUUAUAAGCCCCUGGUAGAUAACAUGAUCCAGAAAGAUCUAGCCCUAAAAGGAAACUUCGAGGGUGUUGAGCUUUUGAUUCUUGCGUCCAAUCAGCUUCCUCGGAACUGCCAGCGUUGGAACAUGUUAUUUUUCCUUUGGGGUGUAUUCCGAGGAAAAAAAGCGAAAUCUUCUAACCCACUCAAGAACACACCUCUUCCGGCAUCUAAUGUUUUGCCAAAUAUCGAGAAAGCGCUUUCUACACAUGAGGGCUUUGGCCCUGAGAAUCCAAGCAACAGAGAGUCCUCGACUGAUCGCGCAUCAGGAGGAAUGCAAUCGCGCAUGAAGGAGGAUAAUGCAAAAGAGGCUGAAACAUGUGGUGCCAUUGACAAGGAGAAAGAAUUCUCUGUUUCAUAUGGAGCAGUUGAAGAAGCCGAGGAAGGUGAGAUUGGUGCUAGCCCACACUUAAAGGAUGAAAAGACGUCAGGGACCAGGACAGAAAAUUUCUCCAAAAUGAAUCAGAAAGUGGGCUUGGAUGAUCUGGAUAAUGAAAGGCUGUGUGAAGGACCAGUGAAGAAAAAGCUGAAGACAGGUACGGGAGUGGAAACUGAAUGUAGCAUUUCAAAUAAGGAUACAUCUGCUUCAAGAUAUUCUGGUGCCGGUUCCUGUGAGGAGAAGAAAAGGAUUGUGUUCCCUUUAGAUUUGAAUGACGGCAAGGAAGACGAUGAUGAGAUGGAAGACAAUAUUCCCAAUCCACAAGGCAAUGACAACAACAAACGAACAUCACUCGGUAUGGUCCCAAAUCUUGAUCUGGCCUUAGGAGAGGAGAAAACUAGACCGACAAUGACCGCGACCACAGGAGUUGUAUUGCCUUUCAUGGGUGGAGCAGGCUCCACUGAAGAACAUAGAAGUAGCAGCAGUCAGAGGCCACAAGAUCGGAUGGUGAAUGAAGAAGACGACGCAGCUUCGCUCUCACUAUCACUGUCCUUCUCAUCCCUGGACAAGGAACAAAAACAACAGCAGAGUGAAAGAUCAGUGUCUGGAUGGGAAGGCAAGAAGCAAAAUGUGAAUACUCCUCUGUCUCUAUUCAGAGACUUCCCUGACAAAUCCUCAUAG